AUGCCGGUCGAUCCUUAUAUGAAAAAUCCACGACCUCAUAGAGACUUGUGGAAAUAUAUAACACAUCGACGUGGUUGGGGGUAUCCCGAUGUGUUGGAAGUUCAGAGUUCCAUACUUCUGAAUGUUAUUCCCAUACUCAUUUUUACAACUUUAUGGACAACUUUCAUCGUUGUACUUUAUAUGAUAUUCGACGUAGAAAGUAUUGCCGUUUCAGCCAAUUUAACCGCUUCCGUCUCUGUUGUAGUGGCUCUUCUUUUAGCUUUCCGUACGAACAACUCAUAUAAUCAAUAUAAUGAAGGUAGACGUUUAUUCAAUAGUAUGUGUACUGUUAUCAGAAAUUGUACGCGCACAUUAUGGAUAGGAGUCAAAGAACGUAAUGAUCAAGAUCGUAUUGAAAAAUCAAAUUAUAUUAGAUUAUUAUUGGGAUAUGUAGUUGCUGUUAAGCAUCAUAUUCGAUUCGAAUUUGGAAUUCAUUGGCCUGAUUUGCAAGAUCUUCUUCCUGAUGGUUUUCAAAAGACCUAUUAUGACGGUAGUGCUAUGCAGCCUGAAGAAUCUUCUGAAGAUAAAUCUUUGCUCGGUGGAUUACCAAUCGCAGUUCGAUCAAUAUCAAACAAAAUUCCACCUACCGCUUUUAGAUCAGUUCUUAAGCUUUCGAAAGAGGAGAGGAAAAUAUUAUAUAAACAAGAAGAAUUACCCGAAGUAGAUGCGAGUAUGAGCUUACCUUUGGAAAUUGUUUUUCAUUUAAAUUUAUAUUUCGUACAAAUGACUACUGAACUGGUUAAUAAAGAUAAUGAAGAUGAGGGAAAACGAUUAGAUGGCGUUAAAUUUGGUGCAUUGGCAUCAUCAUUAGAUGAAUUGAUUGAUAUUUUGGGUAAUUUAGAAAGAGUUGGAAGCACACCUCUCCCAACCGCUUAUAAUGUCCAUUUGAAACAAGCCGUCGUGUUAUACAUGAUUGCUCUUCCGUUCACCAUAGUUGCUGACCUUGAUUGGUUUACUAUUCCUACUAUGGUUCUAAUAGCUUUUAUUUUCUUUGGUAUUUUGGCUGUCGGUUCUGAAAUUGAAAACCCAUUCGGAUAUGAUGAGAACGAUCUUCCAUUAGACGAAUACUGUAAGGAUUUGGAGGCAGAAGUCAAAUAUUUGCAAGAACACCUUCCAAGUGAUUUACAUCAAAGUAAACAAAUAUAUGAUUUAUAA
Cetraspora pellucida is the source of this 1194-nucleotide messenger RNA. The record is from the annotation of a GenBank genome assembly. NCBI's taxonomy places the organism in Eukaryota, Fungi, Glomeromycota, Glomeromycetes, Diversisporales, Gigasporaceae.